This is a messenger RNA of Myotis myotis, 2115 nucleotides long. RefSeq names its product proteasome inhibitor subunit 1 (gene PSMF1). The transcript is spliced from 8 exons. Lineage: Eukaryota; Metazoa; Chordata; Mammalia; Chiroptera; Vespertilionidae. The record is from RefSeq and is a predicted model, not a curated record. The coding region runs from base 156 to 1094 and encodes 312 amino acids. Gene Ontology annotation, molecular function: proteasome binding; endopeptidase inhibitor activity. Gene Ontology annotation, biological process: proteasome-mediated ubiquitin-dependent protein catabolic process.
GCGCCCCCUUACCCGAGGGCGUCUCCAUUUUGGCUGUGGGUGGAAGCAGCCGGAGCGAGUGGAUUAUCGGUGCGGAGUCAUCAGUUCCCGGAGGGCCGAUCGGCUCACCGCACUUCCUCACUCCCUUCCUCUGCCCGCAGAAGCCGGGGGCACGCAUGGCGGGCUUGGAGGUUCUGUUCGCGUCGGCGGCGCCGGCGAUCACCUGUGCGCAGGACGCGCUGGUCUGCUUCCUGCACUGGGAGUUGGUGACGCGCGGCUACUACAGCGUGGGUGCCGGCGAGCAGACAUGUCAACACUGCAGAUCUGCUUCUACCACUCGUCCCUCUCGCAUCCUGUCAGCAACUCUGAUUCACUUCGACAGCUUAGCUUAUUGCCUCCUUCCAGCCAGCAUCAUCCCCUUUGCCAUAUACUCGGGACCCCAAAAUUUUCAGCCAGUUCCCAGUGAUAAGAAAUCAGAACUGCUGCCUGUCGGAUGGAACAACAAUAAAGACCUGUACGUCCUCCGGUAUGAGUCGAAGGAGGGGUCCAGAAAGCUCCUUAUGAAGGCUGUCACUGUGGAGAAGAGCAUGAUCAUCAAUGUGCUGGAAUAUGGCUCACAGCAAGUGUCAGAUUUGACCCUCAACUUGGAUGAUUAUAUCGAUUCAGAAAACCUGCUUGACUUCCACAGGACCUACAGGAACAGUGAGGAACUUCGGUCUCGUAUUGCAUCUGAAAUCAUCACACCUCUCCACGAGCCUUGGGACAAGGCUAGUGUAAGCAGUCCCCAUCGGGAGUUUCCGCCUGCCACUGCCAGAGAGGUGGACCCACUCCGGAUUCACCCACAGCACCCACACAUUAGCCGGCCUCCUUCCUGGUGUGAUCCCCUGGGCCCAUUUGCUGUCGGGGGAGAGGACCUAGACCCCUUUGGGUAUCGGAGAGGUGGCAUGAUUGUGGAUCCUCUGAGAUCUGGCUACCCAAGAGUACCUAUUGACCCAUCCUCCGGCCUCCCAAACCGGCUUCCUCCAGGCGCUGUGCCCCCAGGAGCGCGCUUUGACCCCUUUGGACCCAUUGGGACCAGCCCAGCUGGCCCGAGGCCUGACAGAUGUGGUCAGUGAUGAACCUUAUGCUGGAGUGGAGAGAGCACCAUAGAGCACCAGGCUCAGACGCAAGACAUCAAAGCACUAGUCACUUUGGCUCCACAACUAGCAUUUCAGCCAUGUUUGGGUCCUUUCACUUCUCAGCUCCUUGGGUUCCUUCCCCUAAAUUAGGACAUAUUAUUUCUCUGUGGGCAGGGGCUACCAGAGCCUUUCUGAGGUAUCUGCUAAUGUGCUAUAGCCUGGGACUCCCUGUUUGCCCUGCCGGAGAGUGGGUUAGGGGUAAAAUAAAUUGGCCCAUAGGCCCACGGUCAACCUAAGAUGUGGAGGCUGGGCCAGGGUGGAGAGGCUAGCAUGAGUGGGCUCUCUGGGCAUUUCUGGCAGACCCCAUCUCUAGCACUGACCUAGUAAAAGACCAGCUUGGUCCUUUAGAACACGUGUGCUCUGGAGAAGGGCCCAGGGUCAGGCAGAGCUGCAAAUGUAGUCAUCAAUCCUAGUUUGCUUCCCCAGGGGCCAGCAAAGAUGGAAUGUUUUUGUUUUGCAGUUGGCUCAUACCUGCUACCAGAACGACAUAGGCAAUUUACUCAUAAAAGCAUCCUUUACUCUAAAAGGAGGCUUAAAGGAACAUCUGAGCAGAGACCAUCUGACAAGCAGGGAAGGGGGGUAGAUCACUUUUUGGACCCUGACUCAAAGAAAAGACAAGAUCAAAACAGUAAAUUUGCCACUUAGUUUUACUAGUAGCAAAGGUCGAAAGGAUAGUCCAAUACAUACUCUGUUUUCUGAAAACAGAAACUUAGUGAUUCAUCUGAAGAAUCGGCCAUUUUUGUGUGUGGGUCUCCUUGCAUCAAGGACAUUGAGUAACACAGAUGAUGUCUUAGUUCCAUAGGGGCUUUUAGGAACUUCCAGGUCAAGCUGUCUGUGCUUGUAGUCGGGCCACAUCCUUGCUUCCAGCCAUAAGUAAUUGCCAAGCAGCAAAUGGGAAUGGUUCGGGUUUGUUUUUUGGAACCUUAAGGUUGGAGCCUUAAUAAAUAUCAGCACUUAA